UCCUCUCGCUUCUUCCUCCUCGGAGGCUAAAACCUCUCGGCUCCAGCAACCGCAUUUAAGAUCAAGCUCCGGCUGAAAAUGGCGAAUGCCCAGAAAGUCUUUACCGUCGAAACCCUAAGGUCUGCAGCCAAGCAGUCUCUCCGCUGCCUAGUCGUUCCCGUCCGUCUCCGCCGCGCGAUUAAGAAAUACCUUCGCGAGGAAGAUGAUCCUCACAUUAAGAAGAAGGUGCGGCAGUUAUCGGAAUCAUUCCAAGAGAUCAAGGACACGAAUCUUCAGUUACCUGAAACCACGGCCAAGAGUCUGGCUGAUUCUAUGAACUCGUUGGAGACCAAGCGAUGGAAGAUACAGACCGUUUAUGGAGAUAGCGGUCUCCAAUACAGAGACGGUGAGACUGCUGCUUACAUUGCUUCUCGUAUGCCCGCCGUCUUCUCCGUCUGCUAUAGAGUCUUCAUCGAGAUUCGUAGAAGAGUACCUGGUUUUGCGCCUACAAGAGUACUGGAUUUUGGUGCUGGCACCGGUUCGGGUUUCUGGGCGGUUAAAGAGGUUUGGCCAAAGUCUGUGGAGAAAGUAAAUAUAGUAGAACCAUCUCAAUCAAUGCAGCGUGCAGGGCGUAACUUAAUUCAGGGCCUCAAGGAUUUACCUCUCAUCCAUGGGUAUACUAGCCUGCUAGCUCUUAAUAAAGAGAUCAACAAAAAGUCUGAGAGGAAACAUGAUCUUGUCAUCGCUUCCUAUGUGUUAGGGGAGAUACCAUCUCUGAAAGACAGGAUUACUGUGGUUCGCCAGCUCUGGGACCUUACAGAUGAUCUCUUGGUUUUGGUUGAACCAGGAACGCCACACGGUGCUAAUAUUAUAUCUCAGAUGCGGUCCCAUAUACUGUGGAUGGAGAAGAGGAAACUGCGUAAACUGGAAAAGAAAAUGAAGAAAGAUGGAAAGGACGUGCUCGAUCUCAAAUCUGGUGCGCAUAUUGUUGCUCCAUGCCCUCAUGAUGGAAAGUGUCCUCUGGAAAACACUGGAAAGUACUGCCAUUUUGUUCAGCGGUUGCAGAGAACUUCGUCUCAGCGUUCCUACAAGCGUACAAAAGGUGUUCCCCUACGUGGGUUUGAGGAUGAGAAGUUUUGUUUUGUGGCUUUCAGGAGAGGUCAGCGCCCACGGGAGUCGUGGCCUCUUGACGGUAUGAAGUUGGAGACAUUGAAGGAGAGACGCGCAAAUAAGAAACCCGAGGAUCUCGAGAUUGAUUAUGAGGACUUUAUCAAAUCACAGGUUGUUGAAGUGCCUUACAUUGAUCCAAGAGCAUAUGACUCCGACACCAUGGAUGAGGAGGAGGAGGAACAAGAAGGCGGUGAAGGUACUGAUGAGGAUGAAGAAGACAAGAUUGAAGAAGAAAUAGAAGAGGAAGAGGAGAGUGAGAGGGCGAGUGUGGGAGGCGGAUGGGGAAGAAUCAUAUUCCCUCCAUUCCGCAAAGGGAAACAAGUGACGUUGGAUAUGUGUGUGCCAACCAAAGAGGACGGGUCAGAGGGAGCAUUCGAAAGGAGAGUGAUAACUAAAAGCAAGAACCCGGAUCUUCAUUUGCAGGCCAAGAAAUCCUUUUGGGGAGACUUAUGGCCGCUCACGAGUCAACAAGAAAGUGGCAAAGAGAAGCAAGUAGAUGCUGAGUGGUGUCGCCCGGAUCAAGACCAGAAAUGGGGUAGUUGGCCAUAAGAGUCUUGUCAUAAGAGUUGUGGAUUCAUUGUCAUCCAUGUAAAAUCCUGACUUGGUCAAGUGUUAAAAGGCAUUGCCCAUAGAGAAGAAACAGAAGAAUUGUUUUUACAAUUCUGAAAAAAAAUAACAAUAUUGACACUUU
This is a messenger RNA of Arabidopsis arenosa, 1840 nucleotides long. The record is from the annotation of a GenBank genome assembly. NCBI's taxonomy places the organism in Eukaryota, Viridiplantae, Streptophyta, Magnoliopsida, Brassicales, Brassicaceae.